GGCCAAGAUAGAGAUGAAGGAGAGAGAGAGGGUCGAGGGAGAGAGAGCAUGAGAGAGAGAGCGUGAGAGUGGUCCGAUGGAGGGAGGCAAGGGAGAGAGAGGAUCUGAGGGAGGGAGAGAGACCACGAAUGAGAGAGAGAGAGAGGCUGAGCAGUGCUUGUCACUUGUACUACUCUUGUGUUGUUGACAGUGGUGGCUGCUGCUGCGCAUGGAGAUGGCCAGUGCCUCUGCUUCCCUCCCAUGGAAUUUUGGCACCAGGGACAGUCAGGAGAUGUGAGAGAGGGGGCUGUGUGCACUGCAGACUCGUCACUAGAGUUGGUAUCACCCCUCGCUGCCCACGAUCCAGUUGCCCACAGCUGCAAACUCCAGUCCAAACAAUCAAUUAUUCAGCUGGCAGUAGCUGAAACAGCUAACAGGACGCUGGAGAAGGAUAAAAGGUGCGCACUUGCGCAGCUCCUCUAUUAAUAGUGCUCUUCCAAGCAUGCUGUGCAGCUCCUGAUGGACGGGAUGACAUCACGCGGGUACCAACACCACAAUGGGCAUUCUGGGAGGAGAUCGAAUAAUGGACUUUACCCAGCCGGCGGCAGCACGGGUUUACACAGUUCCGCCUCGUAGGAAAAAGAAGACCAAAAUAGAGGUAGCUACAAAAGCCAUGACAAAUAUCCUGUGCGACCAACUACGCGAGAUGGAUUCAGAUUGGCAGAGUCAAGAGGAUGCAAGAUUGCAAAAAUUUAUGGACAAUCAACGUGAAUUGCAGAGGAAUUUGCUAACGCAAAUGGUAGCUAUGCAGGAUAAGAUCAGCAGCGAGAACCGUGAAUUCCUAGGUCAGUUUUUUUCCAAAAUGACCUCUACACCACAAUUUACAAACACUCAUUCUGACCUACAAUUGCAUUCUCACACCACAUUUGGUCCAAAAACACGGUAUGUCCAGCAAGGCCAGUCUCCCCCAUCUUUUGGGCCUAUUUCCCAGUAUAUGCAACAAGCCCAGUCUCCACCAUAUUUUGGGCCUAGAUCCCAGUAUACUCGCCAGUAUAUGCAGCAAGCCCAGUCUCCCACCACUUUUGGGGAUACUCACCAGUUUGCGCAGCAAGCCCAGUCUCCCACCACUUUUGGGGAUACUCACCAGUUUGCGCAGCAAGCCCAGUCUCCCACCACUUUUGGGGAUACUCACCAGUUUGCGCAGCAAAGCCAGUCUCCAACAUCCUUUAAUUCGACCUCGAAUACAUUGAAGAAUAGACCGAGAGGUCCAGAAUUUGGAGAUUCAUUAUCUAGUACAACUCCAGAGGAAUCUACUCCCAGCAAUAAACCACAGUACCAAAUUCUCUAAUGUAUACUGUGCACAUACAGUAAGGGGUAUAUGCAAUUGCGGUCGAAUUCCCGAAAAUGUCGAAAAACGGGACAUUUUCGCACAAAUUUUUUUUUCGACAAUGCAAUUCAGGACUUUUCGUCAAAAAAAAGGACUUUCCAAAUUCGACUUUUUGAAAUUCGACAUUUGUCAAAUUCGACAUUUCUGCAAUGGUACAAAUGCGGCAAUUCGACAAAAGUAUAUUCAAUUGAAGAUUGUAAAUUCGACAACAGUGCUUUUAGACAGUAAAUUCGUCAUUUUCAA
Pseudophryne corroboree (corroboree frog) is the source of this 1609-nucleotide messenger RNA. RefSeq lists its product as uncharacterized. The transcript has 2 exons. The coding region runs from base 536 to 1327 and encodes 263 amino acids. The record is from RefSeq and is a predicted model, not a curated record. Lineage: Eukaryota; Metazoa; Chordata; Amphibia; Anura; Myobatrachidae.